Pseudoliparis swirei is the source of this 5037-nucleotide messenger RNA. It is a transcript of the gene mtmr10, whose product is annotated as myotubularin related protein 10. The coding region runs from base 397 to 2688 and encodes 763 amino acids. Lineage: Eukaryota; Metazoa; Chordata; Actinopteri; Perciformes; Liparidae. The record is from RefSeq and is a predicted model, not a curated record. The transcript has 16 exons.
AAGUCCUUCACAACGCGGACUGCGUUUGGCUGAAUUAUUGAGACAUUCAGGAAGUCACUGAGGCCGUUACAGGUGGAAAGACAACGUGGACGAACAACGGGUGCCUCUCAAUUAUUUUUUCCCGUCGUUUUGAUCUCAUUUCUAAACUUCAUAGUACUUCCUGCUCGCCAGCUAACCGAGCUAACUUACGACUCUAACUUCUGUCAACUGUUCAGACAGCUCGCGUGACCUGCUCCCGGGAGUGCGGUCGCUGGCCCAGGCUGUCCCGAUGAAUAUUUCACACGCGGACGUGUCGGAUUUACUGAGCUGAGGACGUGACUCCGCUGAAGGCGCCCUUUGGGUUGUUGUUUUCGCUUAUUGAGGAACCUCGUCGCUGAGAGAGAGCGGACAUAAACAAUGUUUCCUGUCAAACCCACGAAACCAACUUUCAAGUGUUAUCUUCCUCCCCUGCAGACGGAUGUGAAGAAAACGAUUGAACCACCGAUUAAGAAGUUGGAACCCAAGUUACUUCAAGGGGAGAUCGUAGUUAAUGAGGUGAACUUUGUGAGGAAAUGCAUCGGUGCAGAAAGCAGCCAGGAUGACCUUUGGGGGAAGCUGAUCUGCACCAACUUUAAGGUCUCCUUCAUCCCGUCAGAAGCCCCUUCUAAACAGAAGUCCUAUUUGUCCCACCUCCUGCUUGGAGAACACGACGUCCCCCUAACCUGUCUGGAGCAAGUAGUAACAGUAAAUGAUACAAAGGGGAAGAAGAAAAUAUUGGGGUCGAAUCAGAAGCUGAAGUUCAACCCGACGGAGCUCAUCCUCUAUUGCAAAGACUUGCGCAUCAUAAGAUUCUGCUUUCGUGAAACUGGGCCUGACAGUGCCAAAAAGGUUUGCCUUGCUAUCGCCCACUAUUCCCAUCCAGCUGAUCUUCCACUGCUGUUUGGCUUUGAGUAUCAAGGGCGGCGGUACCAUGAAUCUAAAGGUCAGCGAGUCAACGGUGCUACCCCUCGAAAAGGAUUACGGACUCCUAUCUUUGACCGCCCAUCGGACUGGGAUCGGGAGAUCAAGAGAACGGGGGCAUUGGAGUGGAGAGUGUGCUCCAUCAACGAGGGUUAUGCCAUCUCUCCAAGUCUUCCAGAGCACAUUGUUGUCCCAGUUUCACUGGCAGAUCAGGAUCUAAAGAAGCACUCCAUAUACUUCAUGAAUCAGCGCAUCCCUCUCUGGUGCUGGAAUCACCCAAAUGGAAGUGCUCUUGUCCGCAUGGCCGGCAUAGGCGAUCCACUGCAGCAGAGAAAGAUCGAUCAGAAGGUCUUCACCGCCAUCACAAAAAGCCACCCACAGCGCAGUGAAGUCUUCAAGUCUGAUCUAGACAAGUGUCUGCCCAACAUCCAGGAUAUCCAGACUGCCUUUAUUAAAAUCAGGCAGAUCUGUGUCAUCGAUCCUUUCGAGGAGGCGGAGGAGAGGUGGCUCUCAUCUAUUGAAAACACACGAUGGAUGGAGUAUGUCAGGGCGUUCCUGAAGCACUCGGCUGAGAUGAUGUACCUCAUGGAAGGAAAGAACACUUCAGUCAUUCUUCAAGAAGAGGAAGACAGCGACCUGAACUGUGUGGUGUCCUCCUUGGUGCAGCUCAUGUUGGACCCUCAUUAUCGCAGCCUCAUUGGCUUUCAAAGUUUGGUGCAGAAGGAGUGGGUGAUGGCCGGCCAUCGCUUCUUGGACAGAUGCAACCACUUAAAGAAGAAUGACAAAGAUGAGUCCCCGCUGUUCAUGCUGUUCCUGGACUGCGUGUGGCAGAUGAUGAACCAGUACCCAGCAGCAUUCGAGUUCACAGAGGCCUAUCUGACAGUACUGAGUGAUAGCAUGUGGAUCCCACUCUUCAGUACUUUUCUCUUCAAUUCUCCCAAACAGCGCGCUCAGCACCUGGUGGACUUUGCCAAGAACAAAGCCAUCCCUCAAGGAGAAGACCAGGCUGUGUAUUUCCCGCCUGUUUGGGACUGGUCACAGCAGUUCUCUGCGAAAGACCAGACGCUCUUCAACAACCCCAUGUAUGUCGGCAAAGGAGCGGCCUGCGUUCAGAAUGGGGAAGUGAAAUCCUUCAGACGCACUAAGAAAAUGUACAGUUCCACAUUGCGAGGAACGCCGGCAUCUCUGCGCAAUGGACUGAAGGUUGGAGAGGAGACUUUGACCCGACGGGGCUCUCUGCUGUCGGAGCUGAAGCCCGAUUUCUCACUCGUGCGAGACGAAAGCCCGUCGGAGCGCUACUUCAGGGACUGGUUCUCUCGACCUGCUGACCAGCAGAGCCUCCUGAUUCCCAUGCUCAUGCCCUCCCACCUGGCUCUCUGGAAGCUCUUCUUCCUACGCUGGGUUCCUGAAGCCUGCAUUUCCAAAGGAGGCCCCAUCACCGCCUACCACAAGCUCUCGCAACUGGUCGAUGAAAUUGAGAUUCUGCAGAGCCAGCUCAGGCAGUAUAAAGGACCCGGACACGGCCGCUCCCCACUCCCCAGCCCAAGUGGGCCCCUCUCCGACCAAAGGAGGAUGUAUUUUAAGGCCAGCUCCCCCCCUUCACCUCCAGAUUUCCUUACUUCCUCCUUUCCUUUCACCCCAAUGGGAAACCUGUGUCGCCGCAGUAGCUAUGGGACCCCCAUGAGCAAGUUUCUGAACGGGGCGAGGAUCUGGCUCUCCACUGAGACUCUUGCUAAUGACACUCUCUGAAGCCGUGGGGCUUUAAGGCUCACUUUCCUGAGCUCAGUACAGGUUUGUGUAACAGUUAAACAUCAAUAUUUUCUGUUACCUUUGUCUCCGAAAAUGAGAAAUGGAAAAAAUAACGAAUUUGGACUUCUGAUUUCCUUUAUUAUUUAUAAGCUAGAAUUUACAUCAUUAAUGCUGCAUUGAAAUGUGAGGUAAUUUCUAAACUGAAGUGUCCUCUUUAGGAUUUCAUCAUCACUGUCCAUUACAGUUUAGGAAUUCAAAUCAACUAAAGCACAUCCUUCUUAUUGGCUCAUGAGUUGUGACUGUGAGGUCUCUUCUGACUGAGAGAUUUUCUUACUUAUUGCAUUUUUACAUAAGAUCUAUUUUCUUGUCUUCUAUAGGAGUAUUAUAUCACCCACCCAAAGAGGGCUUUUGUAAAACUUUAAUACUCAGUUAAGAGCUUCCCCUCUGCGAUUAACCUGUGAUUCAAGACACAUUUUUCAAGCAAUAGUUGAAAUGUAACUAAGUAAGUAUGUAGCAAUGGCACCACUUUAGUGGUCCGUUUGUUGAAUCCUCGUUGUUCAGUAAGAGUUUCCCACUGUAAUGGAGUUGAAAAAGGUAAUCCAAAUAGUAAUGCUUGAAAUUAUAAAUGUUUCCCAUUUUACUGCAGCAGCAAUCAUGCAUUUCAAUGAACACUGAUUUCCAAGCACUCAAAUUACAUUGUAGCUUCCAGGAAAGGUAAUUGUCAGUGUAAUAUGUUAACUAAUUUUUAUUUUAGAAAGAGGAACAGAAAGUAACACUGCUAACAAGUAUUUUACUAUGUGGUAAAAACGAAGGGGAUCUGGCCUGGUUGAAUGUAACGGGUCGUUGUUUCGAGGUUGUUGUUUUUGCACACACUUGAUGCUAUUUGCUCCAAGGUUGAGGUUUCACUGUAAACAGCAAAUAGUGUGAUUUCAGGGUCUAACUUUGUAGAUCGACUCUAUUUUUGAAGCAGAGAAAGGGGUCUAUAUUUCUAGUGUCAUAAAGAAGGUGAUAAUUAGAAGGCGAAGUGGAGCUGUGAUGACUUUAAUCUGUGGUUGAUACUUCCGCUUCUCUUUUUGACGUGGGUUUAUUCAACUUUUAUAGAGGCCUUCUGGUAAGGCACUGCGGAUGAACUGUUCCUCAAAACAGUUGCUGAAUGGGUAAAUAUUUGAAAACAAAGGGACAAACGAGGGCUUUGACUCCAAUCAGCGUGUAGUUGUAGUGAAUCUACUGAAGCUCCUGAUCCAAUGAACCAAACCACGAUGGGUCAAUGACAUGUGACCCAGAUUCAAGGCAGCACAGGAGAAAAUAUAAGCAAUACAUCCUCUGGAUAACAAGUGUCAUAAAUGCAAGAGCAAUAAUUGUUUGUAAAAGCAUCUUGUUUGUUCCAGAUAAAGCAGAGGAAGAGUGAUGGUUAGUUUUUUAUUUCAGCCGUGUUUUCAUGGUGCAGUCACUUCCCAGUGUGCGGCAAAUACUUUGUCAUUUGGAAACCCUUAAGAGUCUGUCUGGAAAGUUUACUACUUCCUAAGCUAGAGAGUGCUUUAAGACACUUUAUCUUACUUUUUACUUUUGGUGAGCAACUAGCACUGUGUAAUAUCCUCAUGUCAAAUAACAGUCUAGCAUUUAAUAUCAAAUUCCUUUUGUUAUUUAAAAUAUUAUAACAUUGGACAGACUCGACAUCUGAUUGACCAGUUUCCAUCCAAUGAUAAUCGGAUAAACUUGUGAUUCUUUGGCAAUAACUAGUUCAGGUGUUUAUUUCGAUAUCGAUGUGUGAGUGCAGAACCUGCUCUCCCAAAUGCUUUUAAUUGCACAUUUUAUUCAUAUCGAAUAUUUUGUUUUACGGUGGUUGUUAGAUAUAAUUUUGGCAAAUAUUAUAAAAACUGUAUAUGCUUGAAAAUUUCCAAUUCAUAUUUUUGAUUAAUGGUACAAAAUAACGUUUAUUCCUUAGUCUUAAUAUUUUCUGGAAAGAUAUUUGUAUGCUGUGUUUUUCCACUAAUUCACAAUGUUGCACUCUGCUGUAAUUGCAUGAUGACUGUGCUUCCACUGUGGCACAGUUUGAUAUUGAAGGGCAGCAGAUGUAUUUAUUCAGUUAUGCAAAUGUUCUCUAAGAGGAAUGCAAGUGCUACUGUACAUCCCCUGUGCCUUUUUGGGAAGAUUGACCAUUUUUGUAAGUAUAUCCUAAAUCUGUUGACUUGUUCGUUUUCUAAAACUGUUGAUUUAUCUCUUAUGUAAAUCUAGUUAAAUGCAGUGGUACUGCCACUGAAGCUGUUUCUCCUAACAAAGUAAGGCUUACAUGUGUACCAGUAACCAAUCAUUACACUAUUUUUUCAAAUGAAGUUGUGUUGUAUUCUG